Messenger RNA from Polychytrium aggregatum, 1170 nucleotides. RefSeq names its product nucleoside phosphatase GDA1/CD39. The coding region runs from base 1 to 1170 and encodes 389 amino acids. Gene Ontology annotation, biological process: protein N-linked glycosylation; nucleoside diphosphate catabolic process. The record is from RefSeq and is a predicted model, not a curated record. The transcript is spliced from 2 exons. Lineage: Eukaryota; Fungi; Chytridiomycota; Chytridiomycetes; Polychytriales. Gene Ontology annotation, molecular function: GDP phosphatase activity; UDP phosphatase activity. Gene Ontology annotation, cellular component: membrane; Golgi apparatus.
AUGAUCGACGCCGGGUCGACCGGGUCCCGAAUUCAUGUCUAUCGAUUCAACUACUGCAGCGGUCGCCUGCCCAGCCUCGAGAAUGAAGACUUUAUCCAGAUCAAGCCCGGGCUUUCUUCGUACGACAGCGAUGCCGAUGCUGCCGCCCAGUCGCUCGACAGUCUGCUCGACAAAGCGCUCAAGAUUGUUCCACCCGAGCUCCAGCGCUGCACGCCCGUCGCCGUCAAGGCCACUGCUGGCCUGCGGCUUCUCGGCCAGGAGAAGUCGGACCGCAUCCUCAAAAAGAUUGAAGAUAGGCUGCUCACAAAGUACCCAUUCAAGCUGAUGCCCACCAACGGCGUCGCGGUCAUGGACGGUGCCGACGAAGGUGUGUUUGCUUGGAUCACCGUCAACUACCUCCUGCGCCGCAUUGGCCAGGCCAAAAAGCAGCCCACUGCUGCCAUCAUGGAUCUCGGCGGUGGCUCGACCCAGAUCGUCUUCGAGCCCUCCACCGGUGUAAGCAUGCCCGACGGCGAGCACAAGUACGUCCUGCCCUUUGGAUCGCACAACUACACCCUCUACCAACACUCGUACCUCGGAUACGGACUCAUGGAGGGCCGCAAGAAGAUCAUCAAGGCAUCGCUCCACUCGACCAACCCCGAGAACCCUUGUCUGCCAUCGGGCCACGAGGAGAAGGUCAAGGUCGACAGCGGCGACGUGGUUGUUCGCGGUAGCGGCUCGCACUCCUUCAGCCAGUGCAGCCAAUUUGUCUCCGAGUCCAUCUUUUCAAAGUCCACAUGCACGUACGACUCCUGCUCCUUUGACGGCGUCUACCAACCCCUGCUGACGUCGAGCUUUGCCCAAAACGACAUCUACGCCUUCUCAUACUUUUACGACCGCGCUGAGCCUCUCAGCAUGCCCGCUGACUUCAAGAUCAAGCAGUUCUCGUCCGAAGCCGAGAAGGUCUGCAGCGGCUCCACCGACGUCGACGAAGUGCGCAAGGAGCCUCGCUGGUGUCUCGACAUGGUCUUUAUUCACAGUCUCCUGACGCUGGGCUACGACCUGCCUGCCGAGCGCGACAUCAAGAUUGCCAAGAAAAUCGAUGGCGUCGAGACAGGCUGGUGUCUCGGCGCCACCAUCCAUAUGCUCGACACCAUGACCAAGAGUAGCUCUGGCGUGUGCCGUGACUAG